Aricia agestis (brown argus) is the source of this 4507-nucleotide messenger RNA. It is a transcript of the gene nAChRalpha6, whose product is annotated as neuronal acetylcholine receptor subunit alpha-7. The transcript is spliced from 13 exons. Bases 92 to 1642 code for a protein of 516 amino acids. Gene Ontology annotation, biological process: monoatomic ion transmembrane transport; chemical synaptic transmission; regulation of membrane potential. NCBI's taxonomy places the organism in Eukaryota, Metazoa, Arthropoda, Insecta, Lepidoptera, Lycaenidae. Gene Ontology annotation, molecular function: transmembrane signaling receptor activity; acetylcholine-gated monoatomic cation-selective channel activity. The record is from RefSeq and is a predicted model, not a curated record. Gene Ontology annotation, cellular component: neuron projection; postsynaptic membrane; synapse.
GCUCGUGCCGGCCGUGUGUGAGCAGACCGCAUGAGCGCGCCGGCGUGCUAGCCCAGCGGGCGCGGGUGUGGUAUGCCCGCGCGUCGCCGCUAUGCCACCCGUGUUGGCGGCCUUGGUGCUGCUCGCCCUGAUCCCCGUCACGGAGCAAGGUCCGCACGAGAAGCGGCUGCUGAACGCGCUGCUGGCGUCCUACAACACGCUGGAGCGGCCCGUCGCCAACGAGAGCGAGCCGCUGGAGGUCAAGUUCGGCCUCACGCUCCAGCAGAUCAUUGACGUGGAUGAGAAAAAUCAAAUCCUGACCACGAACGUCUGGCUUAACUUGGACGAGAAGAAUCAACUACUUAUAACCAAUAUAUGGCUGUCAUUGGAAUGGAACGACUACAAUCUAAGGUGGAAUGACAGUGAUUAUGGAGGUGUUAAGGACUUGCGAAUCACGCCCAACAAGCUAUGGAAGCCAGACGUGCUCAUGUACAACAGUGCUGACGAAGGUUUUGACGGGACGUACCAGACCAACGUGGUGGUCAGAAACAACGGCAGUUGCCUGUAUGUGCCUCCUGGCAUUUUCAAGAGUACCUGCAAGAUAGACAUCACCUGGUUCCCCUUCGAUGACCAACAUUGCGACAUGAAGUUCGGUAGCUGGACGUACGACGGCAACCAGUUGGAUUUGGUGCUAAAGGACGAAGCCGGCGGCGAUCUCUCCGAUUUUAUAACGAACGGGGAGUGGUACUUAAUAGGUAUGCCUGGUAAAAAGAACACGAUAACGUACGCGUGUUGCCCGGAGCCGUACGUGGAUGUGACCUUCACUAUCAUGAUCAGGAGGCGGACCCUCUACUAUUUCUUCAAUCUCAUAGUCCCGUGUGUUCUCAUCUCGUCUAUGGCUCUGCUGGGGUUCACGCUGCCACCCGACUCUGGAGAAAAAUUAACACUCGGAGUGACAAUUCUUCUCUCGCUGACGGUGUUCCUCAACCUGGUUGCGGAGACCCUGCCGCAGGUCUCCGAUGCUAUCCCCCUGUUAGGGACGUAUUUCAACUGCAUCAUGUUCAUGGUAGCGUCGUCGGUGGUACUCACCGUCGUUGUACUCAACUACCAUCACAGAACAGCGGAUAUACAUGAAAUGCCACAAUGGAUAAAAACAGUAUUCCUGCAAUGGCUUCCAUGGAUCCUGCGAAUGUCGAGGCCGGGGAAGAAGAUAACGAGAAAGACGAUAAUGAUGUCAAAUAGAAUGAGAGAAUUAGAGUUAAAAGAGAGGUCUUCGAAGUCUCUACUAGCGAAUGUGUUAGAUAUAGAUGAUGAUUUUAGACACGCACCUCCGCCACCUAAUAGUACCGCGUCAACGGGGAACUUAGGUCCUGGCUGCUCAAUAUUCCGGUCAGAUUUCCGGAGAUCGUUCGUCCGGCCUUCCACGAUGGAGGACGUGGGCGGGGGUCUCGGGAGCCAUCACCGGGAACUGCAUCUGAUACUGAGGGAAUUGCAGUUCAUCACAGCGAGGAUGAAGAAGGCGGACGAGGAGGCUGAGCUCAUCAGCGACUGGAAGUUCGCAGCAAUGGUGGUGGAUCGGUUUUGCCUGUUCGUGUUUACCCUGUUCACCAUCAUCGCGACGGUGGCGGUGCUGCUGUCGGCGCCUCAUAUCAUCGUGCAGUGAUCCAGCGCCUACGACAUCGCUGAUCACCUUAGGGAUGUAAUCAUAAACUAUGUACAAUACUAAAAUUCGCGGUUCAAACGCACAUCAUAACUUCGUCGCAAGACGGUAAAUGAUCUAGUAUAGUUAAGUCCAGCAUAAUAUAAAAAAUGUGAUGUUGAUUAGAAUAAUACAGAUUAAAUGUUGAUGAGGUAUCAUUUGUUGAAAUAUAUAAAAUAAUUACUAAUGGUUAAAUGUGUAUUAAAAUUAUUACGUUAAAUGAGGAACCUGAAAUGAAUAUACUUUGGUUCGUGUACAAAAUCACUUAUGAUUUGAUAUUAGCAAUAUAUUAUAGUGAUGUUUUGAUAUACUUAAGUUCAGUAGGUUCUGUUGAUGCAUUGAUCAUAUUUGAUCUUUAAAUCGAUGUUAAAAUCCUUUGUAUGUAAAAUGAGGGAUCACUAACGAGGCAUUACGUUAGAGUUAGGAAAUGUAAAUAACAUAAUGAAAAUAAAAUGAAUUAUAUAAUAGAAUCCUGAUAGCUUUUGACUUAGAACUGGAAUGGUUGAAUUGAAUAUAGAUUUGAAAAUGACUUACUGGGAAUUGUUGUGAGAGGAAUUGACGCUGAAAGAACAAUUAAAAGGAACCAAAGUAUAGUAUAGAGAAGCUUAGACGAUGAAAUAAUAAAUAUAAAAAAAUCGUGAAAAUUAUAAAUUGAAUUUAAAUAACGCAGAUAAACUUUUCGAAAAUAAAAUUGGAGACAUAAAUGAUUCGAAACUAGAUAUAGAAAAUUGUGAAUAACCUUCUAAUGCAAUUAUUACUUUUGUCUUAAUAUACGAUUUUUAACUUAGAGCGAGUCGUACGAAGCAUGAGAUAUCUAGUAGCGGAGAUAUCGGCAUUUAAUCAAUGACCAGUAAGAUGAAGAUGUAAUUUAUUGAAGAUAUAAUUUUAAUGUAUAAUACUCUUAGUGUCAACGCACUCUGAUUUGAACUAACUGUUCAUAUUAGUCAUAGUUACUACAGGCGGGUCGGCUGCCUAUAGGUAUAUAUAGAGAUAUAAUGGGAAUUGCGUAAACUUUCUAAAAUUUAUAUUAUUUAAUGGAAGUAUCGAAUAUAACGAUACGUAUAUUUAAUUGCGUGAAAUGUUUGUUUUGCUCAUUAUACCAAUUGUUUCGUUGUUUAAUUGAAAGGACCGUACUCCUAGCGUGAGUGCGAGCGCUCCUUUAGUGUUAACGUAGCGUUAGCUAUUACAUUAGAUAACUUAAGUUCUAGGUUAACGUUUAUUCACAUCUUAAUCUAUGUCCGUUCCUCGAUUUCGCUCUUAUAGGUGUCGUGAUAGACUAGUGGGUGUCGUGUCUUUGAUCUAAGCUAUUUACUACGUUAAGGAAGCUCACUAACUAUAGUGUUUUAAUUAGAAUACAAUAAAUCCUAUCAGUGUGUUCUCUAUAAUCAAUUUUGGAUAUCAAAUCUAUUCUUCAUCGAAAAUUGUUUGUAAAAUUACGUGGUCGUUAGUGUUUGCGUUAUGUAUUGUAAUAGUUAGAUUUACGAGUGGCGACAUUGGCCUUAGACGAUGCUUAGAGCGACCGGGAAGAGGUGACGAAGAAUGUUCUUCUUGUUUUGAAUAUUCCUCGAGUGAAAUAUUAAAGUCGUCCUGCUGAGAUACUGUGCUUCUCACCGGCCUUAAUAUUUUGCUCGGAAGUUUUCUCGUUCUGUAACAUUGACCGUAUGGUGCUCAAAUGAUAUCAAGCUAUUGAUUUCUUUGUACAUAAUAUGGUUCAUUCGACUCAAUAGUUCUUUUCUGAACAUUUUCGAUUGAUGUUUUUGAUCCUUGUAUUCGAUAAUUAUAUUUAGAUGGUCCUCGUUAAAUUCUAUUUGAAUCGACAAAAUUGGUACGAUUAGAUUUGUUAGUGCCAAAAACUUAGAUUAUAAACGUCGAGUUAAGUUGAUUAUAGGGGUAUAAUGAAUCACGUGAAAUUUAUUGUAAAAAUUAUAAUUAAACGAAAUAGUGUCUUUGUUAAACGAUCUAAUGAUAACGUCGGAACAUGGGACCGCAACUCCGAGUGCAUUCAGCCAAUUUUAAAAGCUUAGUUUAAUAAAAAAUAAGAAAGAGGUUGUGAACUGUUUUAAGGCCUCGAGUUGCGACCUCGUGUUUGAUAAUAUACAUUUUAAAGCGAGUAGAUUUAAAUAUACAGUUAAAAUAACUUUAAACGCCUGCUCGGGACCGGGUCUCUAAACGUACAGAACGCAAUUCAUCUGCAAUGCUCUUUCUUUUUAUUUUGAAGCUUCUCUGGAUAACACGAGAUCUUGUGUCAUAUAAUAUAGAGGAAGAGGUAUCUGGGUAUAAAGUUUUAUUUACAAAUAUAGCUGAGAAACUAGCAUGUCGCUUUGCACUGACCUAACGAACUAUCGUAGACGAAGUGCGUCUUCGUAUCAUUACUUCUUGCAUCGAGCGUUCUCACUGCUCAGGUAUUUCCAAUAGGGCUUUCCAGAAGGGUGAACUAGCAGACGAUGAAAUAAAUGCUGCCAUUUUACAUUUUGAUACUUUGUAAAGUUACCGUAUAGGUUUAAAUCCUUAUUAGCGUUGUCUUAGGGACGCUCACAAUGUUCAAAUAUUUAAGUUUAUCCAGCAGUAGGUAUAUUAUUUGUGGGUAAAGUUAUAUUAAUAGUAUCGUUGAGGGAGUAUUGAGAGUUCCCUGAUAUAUUAUAUUAUGUGCGAUGGAUACUUUCGCUUUGUGACUUGUUUACGCUUUACUAUUUACCAAUAUAGCCGUUGCAAUUUAAUCACUUCUCUAUUUCUACAUGUCCGACUUUACAAUUUUACUCUUAUACUUUAAAUUUUCCUAUUGAGUGUGUGGCAUCCUCUCCUAUACUUAAGUUUUAAAAUAUUAAAUUU